Molecule: messenger RNA, 3824 nt
Organism: Rhododendron vialii
Lineage: Eukaryota; Viridiplantae; Streptophyta; Magnoliopsida; Ericales; Ericaceae
Product: ABC transporter G family member 28-like
Exons: 14
Coding region: 123-3461 (1112 amino acids)
Molecular function (GO): ATP hydrolysis activity; ATP binding; ABC-type transporter activity
Source: RefSeq, a predicted model, not a curated record
GUGCUUCGUCCCUCGAAAAAAAAAAAAAAAAAACCCCUAAACUUUCCCCAAUUAAUGAAUCUCUCAUAAACUCGAAAUAAUCACCCCCUACUUCACAAACUCAAGGCGUUUUGGUGAUCAAAAUGAGCAGAGACAAAGUUAAUCGCGCGCAUUCGUCUCUGUUUCUUGUAAUAACAUUAGUGGUAAUCGUCGCGUUGAAUUUACCGCGGCAUGUAAUUUGCGACGACAACGACGAUGAGGAUGACGGAGGACUAACUCAGACCUCUAAUCCGGCCGUGGUUCAAAUCUUCGCGCAGGCCGUGUUCAGUCAAUUCAACAAUCUAAGCAGUUAUAUGAGCCCCGACAUACGCAACCAGUUGAGCUUCUGCAUCAAGGACGUGGAUGCUGAAUGGAAUAUGGCGUUCAAUUUCUCAUCUGAUUUGGAAUUCUUGACCAAUUGCGUCCAACAGACAAAAGGAGACCUUACACAGCGCUUGUGUACAGUAGCAGAAAUAAAGUUUUAUUUCAGUAGUUUCCUUCAAGGCGGGUCAAAGAAAUCAAACUACUUGAAACCUAAUAGGAACUGUAAUUUAACCUCUUGGGUUCCGGGAUGCGAGCCAGGAUGGGCUUGUAGUGUUGGAAAAGGUAAAAAAGUCGACCUCAAAAAUUCAAAGGAUGAGCCCGAAAGAACUCUAGAUUGUCAGACUUGUUGUGAGGGUUUCUUCUGCCCUCAUGGUAUAACCUGCAUGAUACCUUGCCCGUUGGGUGCUUAUUGCCCGCUGGCUAAACUCAAUAAAACUACUGGCGUAUGUGAUCCUUACCGUUACCAACUACCUCCUGCGCAGCCAAACCAUACUUGUGGUGGAGCGGAUACUUGGGCUGAUAUCUUGAGUAGUACAGAGGUAUUCUGUUCAGCAGGAUCAUACUGUCCGAGUACUAUCAAAAAAAAUCCUUGCACUAGUGGACACUACUGCAGGACUGGUUCUACCUCACAAGCUGGGUGCUUUAAGUUAGCAACUUGUGAAGCACAAACUGCAAAUCAGAACAUCACUGCAUAUGGCAUCCUGAUUUUUGCUGGGCUGACACUUUUACUUAUCAUUAUUUAUAACUGUUCGGAUCAAGUUCUCACAACUAGAGAAAAAAGACAAGCUAAAUCCAGAGAAGCAGCAGUAAGAAGUGUUAGAGAAACUGUUCAGGCACGUGAAAGAUGGAAAUCUGCUAAAGGUGUAGCUAAGAAGCAAGUAAUUGGACUGCAGACUCAAUUAUCGCGGACAUUUUCUCGUAAAAAAUCUGUAAGACAGGAACAGCUGAAGGGUCUAGCUCAACCUAAACCUGGAACUGAUGCAUCCUUACCACCAAUGCCCAUGAAUGGGAAAGGGAAAAAAGAGCAAAGCAACCUUACAAAGAUGAUGCACGAGCUUGAGGAGGAAGACCCUGACAGUCAUGAAGGCUUCAAUUUGGAGAUUGGAGAUAAAAAUUUUAAAAAACAACACGUGCCCAAGGGUAAACAGUUGCAAACUCGCAGCCAAAUUUUCAGGUAUGCAUAUGGUGAAAUUGAGAAGGAGAAAGCUCUUCAGGAGCAAAACAAGAAUUUGACUUUCUCAGGAGUCAUUUCAAUGGCUACUGAUGACGAAGUCAGGAAUAGACCUACAAUUGAGGUGGCUUUCAAGGAUUUGACACUUACUUUGAAAGGGACAAACAAGAAUCUGUUGAGGUGUGUGACUGGGAAAAUUAUGCCUGGCCGCGUUUCUGCUGUCAUGGGUCCAUCUGGGGCUGGGAAAACAACAUUUCUUUCAGCUUUAGCUGGAAAAGUAAGGGGGUGCACUAUGAGUGGUAUGGUUAUUAUAAAUGGGAAGGUAGAAUCAAUUGCAUCUUACAAGAAAAUUAUUGGGUUUGUGCCUCAAGAUGAUGUUGUGCAUGGGAACUUGACGGUGGAGGAGAAUCUGUGGUUCAGCGCUCGGUGCAGACUAUCAGCUGAUCUGCCUAAACCGGAAAAGGUACUAGUCGUAGAAAGAGUCAUUGAGUGUUUGGGACUGCAGAAUGUGCGGGAUUCCCUGGUAGGGACUGUGGAGAAGCGAGGAAUCUCUGGAGGCCAAAGGAAGCGAGUAAAUGUUGGUCUGGAAAUGGUCAUGGAACCUUCUCUCUUGAUCUUAGAUGAACCAACUUCUGGUUUGGACAGUUCUUCUUCCCAGUUACUACUUAGAGCACUUCGUCGUGAAGCUUUAGAAGGAGUAAACAUUUGCAUGGUGGUUCACCAACCGAGCUACACUUUGUUCAGGAUGUUUGACGACUUGAUACUUCUAGCUAAAGGUGGUCUUACUGCAUAUCAUGGAUCAGUGAAGAAAGUAGAAGAAUAUUUUGCAGGCCUGGGGAUCAAUGUUCCUGAACGUGUUAAUCCUCCCGAUUACUUCAUUGACAUUCUAGAGGGAGUUGUAAAACAAAACUCAAGUUCAGGCGUAAACUAUAAAGAACUUCCCCUUAGAUGGAUGCUUCAUAAUGGAUACACAGUACCACCAGAUAUGCUAAAUUCUUCCUCAAUGGCAUCCUCUGCGGGGGAUAAUUCAGCUCAUGGAGGAAAUGCUGCUGCUGCUGUGUCUGAUGGACAAUCUUUUGCCGGAGACAUAUGGCAGGAUAUGAAGUUUCAUGCUGAGUUGAAGAAGGACCACUUUCAACAUAAAUUCCUAAAGACACACGACUUAUCCAACCGCACAACCCCUGGUGUUCUCCAGCAAUACAAAUAUUUCCUUGGCAGGGUUGGCAAGCAACGUCUCCGAGAAGCUAGAAUACAAGCAGUCGAUUUUCUGAUCUUAUUGAUAGCUGGAAUCUGCUUAGGAACACUAGCUAAAGUGAGCGAUGAAACCUUCGGGGCACUUGGGUACACUUACACAGUCAUUGCAGUUUCUCUCCUCUGUGGGAUUGCGGCGUUGAGAACAUUUAAUCUGGAUAAGAUAUAUUACUGGAGAGAGAGCGCUUCUGGCAUGAGCAGCUUGGCCUACUUUCUUGCAAAGGAUACAAUUGACCACUUUAGUACCAUUGUAAAGCCUCUCGUCUAUCUCUCGAUGUUCUAUUUUUUCAACAACCCGAGAUCUUCCUUCUGGGAUAAUUACAUUGUCUUGGUUUGCCUUGUGUACUGUGUGACUGGGAUUGCUUAUGCAUUUGCCAUCUACCUCGAACCUGGUCCAGCACAACUGUUUUCGGUCCUCCUUCCAGUUGUUUUGACGCUCAUUGCAAACCAGAAUUAUCAAGAAGGAAUUUUGAAGAUAAUAGAGAACAUGUGCUAUACAAAGUGGGCUUUGGAAGCAUUUGUGGUAGCAAAUGCUGAAAGGUACUACGGAGUGUGGCUGAUCACAAGAUGCGGUUCGCUAAUGAAAAACAGCUACAAGCUGAAUGAUUGGAUUCCUUGCUUAAUAUAUCUCAUCAUCGCUGGUAUAGCUAGUCGUUGUGCGGCCUUCUUUUGCUUAGUAACUUUCCAGAAGAGAUAGAUCCUCUCCAUGAUCAAGCUCUAUUUCUCCCCUAUAAUACAACAGUUGGGAGAUUGCAGUGAAGAGAUUCAUAGGCAUUCAAGCUAUUCUGAUGAAAUGCAGGAAGGCUCUUUAAAUGUCGGUAUCUCUGUAUUAGGUACGGGAUUUUGUUUACGACAAGCUGAGCGGAGUUAGAGAAAGGGCAAAAGGAUUAAAAAGGACAAACUUGAUCCGGAAAUUGUAUGUGUAGCUCAAAAUGUCACUGUUUAAUCUUGGAGUGUGGAUCCUCCGCCGAGGGCUUGUGGUUAGUUUUGCGUUCUUUAUUUUCCGCCUAAUCUUUCCAGAGCUUAAUAUUCAAGCAUGUGUAACGGUUGAUUUGAAUCA